GUGACGGAGACGGAGGCAAAGCCGGGCAGAAAGGCGGAAAAGGCGAACCUGCUGCCGGUCGAGGUGAUGGCGGAAAAGGCGCCAAAGGCGGUGAUAGCGGAAAAGGUGCCAAAGGUGAUGCCGGUCGCCCCUGGCCAUGGGAACGUCGCGCGCCGCGCAACAUUCAGGCCGACGCAGCACAUGAAAGCCGUCGAGCGGCAGCUGCUGCAGCACUUCCUCUCCAAGAUGCCGGUCGCAUGUCGGCCUGACUACCCCGAGAACCCCGACAACGACGAUGCUCGGCCGUCGAAUGACCCUGGCCCGCCGGUCGCAGGAACAACAGGACUUCGAGAAGUCCAAACGAAGGUCCUAGCGAGCUCCCCAGCUGUGUUCAUGGUCCUCCGACACCUGGCUGUGGACUGGGCCAGCUGGGCCGAGCCUUGA
Symbiodinium sp. CCMP2592 is the source of this 423-nucleotide messenger RNA. Lineage: Eukaryota; Dinophyceae; Suessiales; Symbiodiniaceae. The record is from the annotation of a GenBank genome assembly.